Rhineura floridana is the source of this 1454-nucleotide messenger RNA. RefSeq names its product protein phosphatase 1 regulatory inhibitor subunit 14B (gene PPP1R14B). Gene Ontology annotation, cellular component: cytoplasm. The transcript has 4 exons. NCBI's taxonomy places the organism in Eukaryota, Metazoa, Chordata, Lepidosauria, Squamata, Rhineuridae. The record is from RefSeq and is a predicted model, not a curated record. The coding region runs from base 600 to 1013 and encodes 137 amino acids. Gene Ontology annotation, biological process: regulation of phosphorylation; innate immune response. Gene Ontology annotation, molecular function: protein serine/threonine phosphatase inhibitor activity.
GCAGGCGGGGGACAAAGGGGCCGAGCUGCAGGGGAAGGGCGAAGCGGGUCGGCACCGGGACCUGGUUCGUUUUCAGGGGCUUCUGAAAGCAAAGUGAAGCAAUCGCGCCGGGGGGAAGGAUUGGGUGGGGAGAGACAGGGAGAGGAAGAGAGACGAAACCGGUUUCCAGUUUUGCAAACAAAGAAGAGGAGGAAGGAGGCGUGUGGGAUUCCGGUUCUGAUUCGGUGCCGAGUUCUUGUGUGUGUGCUCGCGCGCAAGAGGAGGCUAGCUCCUGCUCCCAUUGCACGUGGUUCUGGGCAAGGAGCAGCAAUAUAUGUUAAAGAGAGACCACGCCGGUUCGGAUCUCACGUGGUCCUAGUCCUCUUGAGGCUCGGUGCUGGUGCCGGUUCGGGGCAGAGUCGGCGGAGGGGGGGGAAGAGAGCCAAGGGUGCUGCUGGGGAGACCGAUCCGGUUCUGGGGCUGGUUCGGUCCUCGGGAUCCAGCCGGUGCUCCCCCACGCACACGUGGUGCCGGAAAAGGAAGGACAAAAGGGAGACAGAAAGCGGAGUCAUCACUUUUCCCUGGUCUCGGGGACCCACUCUGGUUCCGAUUCGGUUCGGAUGGCGGCUCCUUGUAGCCCGGAGAGCGGCCCGCCGGCUGCUGGGGGAACGGGGCCCCGGGUCUAUUUCCAAAGCCCCCCAGCGGGGGAACCGGCCGCGGAGGAAGAGGAGGGCCCGGUCCGGCGCCAGGGGAGGGUGACGGUGAAAUAUGAUCGCAAAGAGCUUCGAAAGCGACUCCACUUGGAAGAAUGGAUCUUGGAACAGCUGACGGUCCUCUAUGAUUGCCAGGAAGAAGAGAUUCCAGAGCUAGAAAUCGAUGUUGAUGAACUUCUAGACAUGGAAAGUGACGAGUCUCGGAGCGCCAGAGUAAAGGAGCUCCUGGUUGACUGUUACAAGCCCACAGAGGUUUUUGUGGCCGACUUGCUAGACAAGAUCCGUGGAAUGCAGAAACUGAGCACUCCGCAGAAGAAAUGACUUGCGGCUGGCGACCAUCUCCCAUGGCUGCCCUCCUUCCUCUCUGGAGAGUUUUGUCAUUGAAACUAUGGCUACGCGGUGUUUGAGAGGGGAAGGGGCAGCUUUCACAGGUCCAGUUGGAGAAUCAGCUACUGCCCCCCCCCCCACAAGAGAGGGAAGGCUUUACCUUCUGGGGGGGAUGCUUUGAUAAUCAAAACCAUCUGGACACCUUUUUUUAGCAAUACCAACUUGUUCCUUCCCAUCCACCCCCCUCCUCCACCCGUGAAUUUCGGCGUAUGGCGGGGGAGAGGAACGCUUGUUCUCCAGGGGAGAGAAAGAAACACAGAGGGGGAGGGGAAAUGGUAGAAACUUGAUUUUUUUUUUUUAAGAAAGUUUGGGUUGGUGUUUUUUUUUAAUUAUUUGUGUUUUUAUAUAAAUUUAAUAAAGCUGCUUUGAGAACAA